AUUAACUUAAUGAUAAUUCAUUAUUCAUGACGUUACUGAUGACACUCAGCUACUGCUACAUCAGUGUCGAGAAAUUAUUUCCAUUAUUUCUCAUCACAACUGUUGACAAUUUAAAUGAAAUCUUCUCUUACAUCGUCACUAAUUAUGGGAGAUAUUAUUCAUUUAAACGUCGGUGGCACCAGAUUUUCAACUUCCCGUCAAACUCUCACUUGGAUUCCUGAUUCAUUCUUUACUGCACUACUGAGUAAUAGAAUAGCCAGUCGUCGUGAUGAAACUGGUGCCUUGUUUAUUGACAGAGAUCCACAAAUUUUUUCAAUUAUUUUAAAUUACUUGCGUACUAGAGACAUUGAUCUAAAAAGUAUUGAUAUUAGGACUCUGAGACAUGAGGCUGAAUAUUAUGGUAUUACACCAUUAAUUAAAAGACUGAUGCUAUGUGAGGAUCUGACGCAUUCCUCUUGUGGUGAUGUACUAUUUUACGGAUAUCUACCGCCUCCGAGUAUUCCCUUGCAAGAACCAGCUAAUGUCACUGUUAGUACUACAGAUGUUGGAGUUCAUGGUAGAGUGACUGUAACUCCUCGCCCAGAAACCUCACAAGCUAGUACAUCUCAAGCUACUCCUAAUCAAGCGUCUAAUGCAAAUGGGCAACAAAAUCAAAAGCCUCCUGGGACAAGUCAUACAAGAAAUUCAUCACUGGACUACAGAUUGUCACAGAGAGGUUUGCAGCAUUCGCGAAAUCCUUCGUUAGAUCUUCGACAUGUUCGUAACAGUUCUGCUGACAUGAACAAAUAUUUUAAAAAUGAAGUUGGUCUUGUUUUUGGUCCUCAUCAAGCUUCAGGCUGGGUUGAUCCUCUGAGAGUCCAAAUGAUAAAAGCCCAUCACAAUUGGAUCGUAAUAGCGUACGCCCACUUUAUAACGUGUUACCGAUUAAAAGAUUCAUCAGGAUGGCAGCAUGCUUUCACAAGUCCUCAUGUAGAGUCAAUAAUUGAACGGGUUGCUAUAAAUGCUAAAAUGGGCAGCGCUGCUGAUGGUAAAAUGGUUGCAAUAUCUUACGGUAGUCAAAUACGUUUGUGGAGUGUUUCUGAAGAUGGAAUUAAAACAAAUAUUGGUACAUUUAAUUUGAAUGUACGAGUGGAAUAUUUAUUUUUUAUUGGCAGUCAAUUGGUUGCAUUAUCACCGACGGGUAAAAUUGGAGUUUGGCACGCCAUGUCUCAGCACUGGCAAAUUCAAGAUGUUGUUUCUAUUUCAUCUUUUGAUACCGCUGGUUCUUUUCUACUUCUUGGAUGUAACAAUGGAUCAAUUUACUACAUCGAUAUGCAAAAAUUUCCAUUAAGAAUGAAAGACAAUGAUUUAUUAGUAACAGAGUUGUACAGAGAUCCAAAUCUUGAUCCGAUAACAGCAAUAUCUGUUUAUCUUACACCAAAAACAAAUAUUCUGUCCCUUUCUACAGGUCUGUGUGGAAAUUGGAUUGAGAUUGCAUAUGGAACAAAGUCGGGAAUCGUAAGGAUUAUUGUCCAACAUCCAGAGACUGUAGGACAUGGUCCACAGUUAUUCCAAACCUUUACUGUACAUCAAAGCAGUGUUACCAAAGUGAGGCUGUCAGAAAAAUACUUGGUGUCUGUUUGUUCAGAAUACAAUCAUGGUAGAAGUUGGGCGUUGACACGAUUUCGUGGUAUGAUAUCUACUCAACCAGGUUCUACGCCAGUAGCUAGUUUCAAAAUUGUCUCAUUAGAUUCCGUUGAUUCGUUGCUGAGUAAUGAUGCUGGUAAUGACUUUGGUCCAUUUGGAGAACAAGACGAUGAGCAAGUUUUUGUUCAAAAAGUUGUACCAGAGACUGAUCAAUUAUAUGUACGAUUAGCUUCUAAUGGGAAACGUGUAUGUGUAAUUCAAUCGGUUGAUGGAAGUUCAAUAAGCUCAUUUUGUGUUCACGAAUGCGAGGGAUCAAGUCGUAUGGGAUCACGACCUAGAAGAUUUAUAUUUACGGGACAUUCUAAUGGGGCUAUUCAAAUGUGGGAUUUGACAACGGCUCUUGAUCCUUCAUUUGAAGCUCAUCAAGCUAAAAAUUUUGCUGGUGGACCAUCACCAGAAGAAUUAUGGAAACUAUUAGACCAGUGUGAUUUAAGUAACAGUCAUUGCUCAACACCUUGUAUUAGUCCUUGUCCAGCAAUCGUAUCCUCUGGGCCAAGAAUAAAGGCAAGCAAUGUACAGUUUCUUAAUCAAUUGCAAAAUUCCGAAUCAAAUUCUGGUCCUAGCCAAGUGUAAAAUAAUAAUAAUAGAUAAAUGAUAAUUAAAUUAGCAAUAUUUUUAAAUUUUAUAGACUGUCUUCUUUUAAGUAUUAAUCUAUCUAAAUGCAUUUAAUUAACUAUUUACAUUAAAAAUGAAUUUAACUCGCUUAGAUUUGUGAUAUUUAUCAUAAUCUGUUGAAUUUAAAAAUAUUUACUAUAUUGUAUCUUUUAAAAUUCAAAGUUACUCAAUUGUAUAUUCGAUAUU
Molecule: messenger RNA, 2487 nt
Organism: Microplitis mediator
Lineage: Eukaryota; Metazoa; Arthropoda; Insecta; Hymenoptera; Braconidae
Product: BTB/POZ domain-containing protein KCTD3
Exons: 9
Coding region: 115-2259 (714 amino acids)
Biological process (GO): protein homooligomerization
Molecular function (GO): protein binding
Source: RefSeq, a predicted model, not a curated record